Durusdinium trenchii is the source of this 2604-nucleotide messenger RNA. The record is from the annotation of a GenBank genome assembly. Lineage: Eukaryota; Dinophyceae; Suessiales; Symbiodiniaceae.
AUGCCUACCCCAAGUGCUUUGCGCAUUGCCUUGGAAGAGCCCCAUGGCCUCCCCGAUGCGGAGGCCUUGACCCGCGCGGAACUGGAGUGGUUGCGUCGUGAGUUCCAAGUGGAAGUGGAGAAGUUGGCGGCCCGAGUGAGCGCUCUGGAAGCUUGCGACGGGGACAGUUUGCCCGAGCCGACGAUCAUUGAGUGCAACCAGACCCCGACAGUGGAAGAUGAAGUGGAGGAUGGUGAGGUUGCAGUGAAAGAUCUGGAGAGUUCCGUGCACUUCGACGAGAGUGCGUGGACCUAUCCAAUUGUCCUGGGACUGAUGGACAUCCGAACGCUGGAUGUGAUCUUCUCCCUGCUGCUGCUCUUGCUGAACUUUGGUAUGCAGGUGAUGUUUUCGAUCAUCAUCGUCACCCCAGAUUUCAUGGGCGAGGACUUUGUGAAUAAGAUCACUGUGGCACGGCAGUGGCGGACCAGCUUCGCCCAUGACUACCGGCAUGUGGACCUGUCUGCCACCAGCCUGGUGACGCGUGUUUGCGCGGGCGAUGGCUCCUUGAUCCUGGCGACGACCCAGGCGACCUUGAUCACACACAUCAAUAGCUACAUGAGCCUGGACAAGGAUCAGUUUGAUGCUGGCUUCUUCCCGAUUGGGAUCCUGCUAUGCAUGCUGUGUAUCCUUCUUUGGGCUUUGUGCGUCUACAAGGAGCUUCGGAACACGUGGCAGUCCCUGGAGGCCGUGGCCCAGCUGCCGCGAAACCAGCUGACGGUCAUUCGAGACGGCCACAUUUGCAGCAUCUCUCACGGUCGCUUAAUGGCGAUCAUCGCCACCUACUUCACGCGCUUCGCCAUCGCCCUGGUGCUUCUGAUAGCUGGAGUUCACUGGCUGGCACGGACCACGUCAAUAGCAGAUUUGAUGCUGAAUGCAGUGGCCUUGAAUGCGAUUCUCGAUGUGGAUGAGUUCCUGUUUGCCGGAUUCUCACCUAUGUCCGUGCAGGUGGCGAUUCGGACUCUGGAGCCUUUGAAAGUGCGCUGCACCUCACGGCGGAGUCAGAGCGAAUCGGUGGCAUUGUUGAUGCUCUUGGCGGGCACCUUGUUGCUGCCCUACUUUGGGCUCCUCCAACCUUUGGGGGAGACCAUGCUCAUGGUGAAGAAGGAGCUCUGCGGCGGCAACCAAACCUUCGUGGUGGGGCAGAACUCUGAUACGCAGAUGAUCCUCGGCUAUGUGACGGCGGGCGAGCGGAACCAGGAGCCAAGCCCAUUGGAAUUGGCUGUGAGCGUGCACAAGUUCCAAGAUCCUGUGGAGCUUCCGCAAUAUAUCCAUUUCGUGGCCUCGCCCGAUUUCGAUACUGCGAGAACACGGACCAUGUUGGCGGAAACCUUGGAGUUCAAUCUCUGCAUUGAGCCUGCAAUCCUGCGACCGGGUGGGGCCUUCUACCAAGAUCCAGUGUUCAUGGGCCGCGUUUCGGCACGCUUGGCCAUGGCUGGCGCAGCCUUGGGGCGAAAGGAUGUGACGACAUGCGAAGAGCUUCAAGAGUUUUGUGACACAGGAGACGCGCGACUGUUACGCUUUAUUUGUAGCGACACGUGCGGGUGCACCGAUCCGGCGGCGCCGUCCUGGUUUCGGACACCCGCGUGGGGCUGCUCAGACACCUGCACCCAACUGGCCAUGGAGAGGAUCGGUGAUUGCCGAGAUGCGCCCAUCGAUGAGAGAUGGCAUCAGUUCUGGGAUGGCUAUUUGCCCGCCCUGGAAGCGGUCUAUGGUGUUGGCCUCUCUGGCUCCCAGGCCGUGGUCCUACGGGUCGAACAGGUGCUUAGAGCCAUGAAAGCUGGAGGAUGUCCCACUUUGAAGGACCCCCAGUUGGGCUUUGAGAUUGGAGGGCAGAGAAGUUGGUGUCAGGGUGACCCGGACCUCUACCGGCCCUUGGCCUGGAAAUGCACCUGGGAGUCUAACGCAGAGCAUUCGAAGAACAUCGUGGCCUGCCAGGGGCGCUUGAGCUCCGCACGCCUGGACACGCAUGACAAGAUGCAAGCGAUCGAAGAGAGGUUGGCACAUGCGGAAAAGCGCGCCACCGAGGCCAAGGACGCCUGGUGGCAGGGCGAGCCCGCAUUGAGACAAGUGCAAACGGCUCUGAAAGAAGUGGCGGAGCUCCGUGACUUCACCAUGGACCAGUCCAGCAAGCUUCAGAACAGCGUGCAGACGGAGCUGGGUAAUUUGGCCCAGGUUCAGACGGACUGCGAGGCUGUGCGGGAGUUUUGCCGCCAGCAGACGCAGAAGGUGAGCGAAGGUCAUGACCAGCUCCGCCUCGAGCUCAAGGAGGCGGUCUCCAAUGCUCGUGCCGUGGCCGAGGAGUUAGCCAAAGAGCUGGCACAGCUGAAAGGCCGCGCACCGAAGGAGCCCCAGACGGCGCCUUCCGACGGAGACAUGGCAAAGCAGCUGGAGGAGCUCAAGGAGAAGUUUGUCACUGACCUUAUGGCCUGCGAGGCACGUUUGCAUGCGGAGGACUCUUCCACCCGCCAGUUCACGUCCGAACAAGCGGCUCAACUCUGGGUCUCCGUGGAAGACCUCCAGGAGACGGUGCAGAAGCUGCAAGGGAGCUCACCUUCCGAGCCCAAG